Scophthalmus maximus (turbot) is the source of this 1848-nucleotide messenger RNA. RefSeq names its product ubiquitin specific peptidase 39 (gene usp39). Gene Ontology annotation, biological process: spliceosomal complex assembly; mRNA processing; protein deubiquitination. The transcript is spliced from 13 exons. NCBI's taxonomy places the organism in Eukaryota, Metazoa, Chordata, Actinopteri, Pleuronectiformes, Scophthalmidae. Bases 126 to 1631 code for a protein of 501 amino acids. The record is from RefSeq and is a predicted model, not a curated record. Gene Ontology annotation, molecular function: cysteine-type deubiquitinase activity; zinc ion binding.
ACGUACAAACACCGCGAGUUUCGACGCACACGGUGUGCGACGUAUGUGUGCGACCCAUUCAUCUAAUGCAAAGAAAUUAGUUCCUUCCUUCGUUGUUUUGAUAUUACGCUCGAAAGCUAACUGCUAUGAUGGUUUCUCUGAAGCGAGAAAGAGAGGCUGAGGUGGACGACGAUGACAGCGAAGACGGAGUGGUUGCUAAAAUAGGUCGAGGACGUGUAGCAGAAGACCGAAGGAGCCGCCACUGCCCUUAUCUUGACACCAUCAACAGGAGUGUGUUGGACUUUGAUUUCGAGAAGCUGUGCUCCAUCUCUCUGUCCCACAUCAAUGUCUACGCUUGCCUUAUAUGUGGGAAAUAUUUCCAAGGUCGAGGCCUAAAGUCCCAUGCUUACACUCAUAGUGUACAGUUUACCCAUCAUGUGUUCCUCAACCUGCACACUCUCAAGUUUUAUUGUCUGCCAGACAACUAUGAGAUCAUCGACUCUUCACUAGAAGACAUCACUUAUGUGCUAAAGCCAACUUUCACCAAGCAGCACAUUGCAGGACUGGACAAGCAAGGCAAACUGUACCGAGCCUACGAUGGUACGACAUACCUGCCAGGCAUUGUAGGGCUCAACAACAUCAAAGCCAAUGACUACGCCAAUGUGGUGUUGCAGGCUUUUUCCAAUGUACCACCUUUGCGAAACUACUUUCUGGAAGAGGAAAACUACAGAGGAAUCCGCAGGCCACCGGGCGACAUCAUGUUCCUCUUGGUGCAGAGGUUUGGUGAGCUGAUGCGCAAACUUUGGAAUCCAAGAAACUUCAAGGCCCAUGUUUCCCCUCACGAGAUGCUGCAGGCUGUGGUGCUGUGCAGCAAGAAGAACUUUCAAAUUACCAAGCAGGGAGAUGCUGUUGACUUCAUGACAUGGUUCUUGAAUGCUCUACAUGGUGCUCUUGGAGGCACAAAGAAAAAGCCAUCAAUCAUUACGAAAGCAUUUCAAGGCUCCAUGCGUAUCUUCUCCAAGAAACUUCCACACCCAGAUUUACCACCAGAGGAGAAAGAGGCUCUGCUUGUGACAGAGGAAUACCAGGAACAGAUGUCUGAGUCUACCUUCCUGUUUCUGACGCUUGACCUCCCAACAGCACCACUGUACAAGGAUGAGAAAGAGCAGCUUAUAAUCCCGCAGGUCCCUCUCUUCAACAUCCUGGGCAAAUUCACUGGCAGCACAGAGAAGGAAUACAAAACCUACAAAGAGAAUUUUCUUAAAAGGUUCCAGUUGACCAAACUUCCUCCGUACCUCAUUUUCUGCAUUAAAAGAUUCACCAAGAACAACUUCUUUGUGGAAAAGAACCCGACAAUUGUCAACUUCCCAAUCACGAACGUAGACCUUCGGGAGUACUUGACAGAAGAAGCUCAAGUUACAGAGAAGAACACAACUUAUGACCUCGUCGCCAACGUAGUGCAUGAUGGGAAGCCCACUGAGGGAGCGUACAGAAUACAUGUUCUCCAUCAUGGAACUGGCAAGUGGUAUGAAAUGCAGGACCUGCAGGUGAUUGACAUUCUCCCCCAGAUGAUCACACUGUCAGAGGCUUACAUCCAGAUCUGGAAGAGACAAGGAUGUGGCGAUGAAACAAACAACCACACAGACGUGUAAGUUAGGCAGGAUUUUCUUCUUCAGGGUGAUUUGCAAGAAGACUUGGGUAUUUAAUUGAUUGAAAACAACAACAGAGAAUAAUAUGAGAGUGGCAAGAGAGCGUCAAGGAUUUUCUUUAAAGCCACAAAAUUGUUUCCAUGUUUUUUUCCCCACCAUUUUAUCUUUUUACUAUGUGGAGGUUUCUAAAUAAACAAGCUCCAGGACAUGUCUGGAAUAA